Molecule: messenger RNA, 12893 nt
Organism: Solea solea (common sole)
Lineage: Eukaryota; Metazoa; Chordata; Actinopteri; Pleuronectiformes; Soleidae
Gene: dnah1
Product: dynein, axonemal, heavy chain 1
Exons: 77
Coding region: 51-12443 (4130 amino acids)
Biological process (GO): microtubule-based movement
Cellular component (GO): dynein complex
Molecular function (GO): ATP binding; minus-end-directed microtubule motor activity; dynein light intermediate chain binding
Source: RefSeq, a predicted model, not a curated record
GUUAACUUGAAAACACUUCUGCUUAGCUAAAUCUCAGCUAACGCGACAAAAUGAGCAACUUGCAACUGCGUGCAAACGAGAGGAUGAAGCGCAAAUAUUUGCCACGUCCUCCUGACAAACCUCCAGAGCCCAAACGUCAGGGACAAUCCAGCCUUCAGACGAUGACAACUUCUGCCCAGACUCCGUCUGACCAGUGCGAGAUGGUUGAAGCGGUUUACCACGGACCUGUCUCACAGCUAACACAGAAUCCUUACUUCUGCCUGGGGGGAGAUACACCCAAAGUCCAGAUACCGUACCAAACCAUUCCAGGCCAGAUACCCCGCAAGUUAGCGAUAGAGAGACGUCGAAGGGAAUUCUUGAAGUUGGACUUUGAACAGCUUCUUAAAGAAAAACACAUUGACUCUAAUUUUAUAAUGCCAAGACAUCUGAGCAGUAAAGAUGAAGAUGGGACCAUGCCAAGCAACCCUGUGUCACCCUUUCUCCCACUGGAGAUAUUUGACAACGAGGACUAUGAUUGCCGUACUCCAGGUGACUGGCUUGCCCUGGGCGAAGCUGAAGGAUCGUCUGAUCAAAAACCCAUUCCUGCAAAAGCCUUGCUGCCCACAGAGAACAACAAAAGUGCCUACAGCUGGUAUUUAGUGGGGGUUCUCGACUAUAGUGAAGAUAAGUGCCAGUACCUGGUGCAGAAUGUUCAUAACAGAGAACAGACAGAUGAAGAUGGAGGAAUGUCUUUGCUACCAGGUGCUAAAUACUGGGUACCCAGAAUCAGACUCUUAUUCAGUGCCGAAGACCCACGUGUCUUUAUUGAAAGGCUUCAGUUUGCUCUGCGUGAGAGGGAAAAAAGAGAGUCUGAGCUUUUCUACAACUUGGCUCUUGACUGCAUGCCCAUCUGGGAGGGGACACCAUCUCUUGACACCCACAGUCUGAAGCGUAUGAAAAAACAUGUCCUUUCAACUCCUGGGCUCAGGCUGAAUAUAGUGGAGAAGUAUAUAAGAGACCUGGAGGAAGGCGUCAAGCGGGAAUAUGACCGUACUAUGAACAGCAUGAUCUUUGACAAAGUUGUAAUGAGUCACCAAGAGGAAUUUUCACACGUCACUUUACCAAAGAAGGACACUGAUUAUGUACCACAAAAAGGGUGCGUUUCAGUUCCUCACUUUGACUAUAAGAAGAGCUUUUUCGAAUUUGUCUCUCGAUUUCUGUUGACAAAAGCAGAGGUGAUCUAUGCAUUAUCUAAUGUGAAGUCUGAGUGCGACAAAGUAGCGGCCAUGAGGCUGUUCAACGUCACCACAAACAAACCGCGCCGUCUGGACGAGUUUGAAGUCAUACAGUCUCGUAUGCACACUCAGAUAAGCUUGUAUCUUCGGGAAACAUGGAUUGUCACACUGAGCAACAGCAUCCGUACCCACCUGGCAAAUGUUGGCCGGGGCGCAUACAACAUGAAUGAAAGUGUCUGGGACGUGUACAAAUCCUCCAAGCUUUACAAACUGAUGGCGGUGGUGCAAUUGCAUAUGCAGGACUCGCUGCGGUACCUUGUGCAGGAUUCACUGCUCAGCCUAACUCACCUUCUGUUGGAUGCCUGCCAAAGUGUGCUCACGUGUCCUCAGGACCUGGUCUGGGGAAACGACCUUCUCACAAGCCCAUACAAGCCAAAAAAGAACCCUUUGUUCUUAGUAGACAUGGUUCUGGACCAGACUGGGGUCCAUUACGGCACGCCACUGCAAAAUUUUGAGACGUCUGUUGUUAACCUGUUUGAUAAAGGCAUCCUGGCCACACACAAUGUUCCACAGCUUGACAAGUUUGUGAUGCAGAAGUUGUUUAUCGGCGGUGACCUUCUCAUGUCGGUUCAUUUGUGGGAACCAGAAGUAACUGAGCUGAGAGAGAAGGUCUGCAACGCUCUGAUACAAGCAGCCAUACCUCUCAGGGCUUAUGCUGCUAAAUAUGAGGACCAUGUAGAGCUGCACAACAUGGACAUUGAAACAUUUCUCAAUUGCCAAACGAAUGCAGAACAGACAUCCCAAGAAGUGAGGAAAGUGGUGGAACAACAGCUUAAAGAAAAGGAAAGGAUCGAACACUCAUUGCCGUCUUCCAUUGUGAUUGGUCCAUUUAUCGUGCGAGUGGAAGCUGUACGUCAGGCUCUCUCUAACAAAAGGAAAGCUUUUGCCAAGGCACUGCUGGAUCACCUCGCUCUGAAGCUACGCAAGAAGGUCGAUGAUGCAUGUGAAGAGUGGAACAUUUUGAGCAGGAAGUUGCAAGAGAAGCCCAAUAGCAUUGAGGAGCUGACCGAGAAAAGGGACUUGAUGGGACAAAUCCCAGAGCAGCUCAGGGGUUACCAGGAAAGUAUUGGCAAGAUCCUGUCAGAAUAUGAGCAACUAGAAGACUUUUUCUACUCUGUUUCAAAUGAGGACACCAAUAAAAAGUGGGCAGCUAUUGGAUGGCCUCGAAAGAUAAUCAGACAGAUGGAAGCAGCAGUGGUCCAGCAUAUGGAGGAUGAGGAACGCUUUCGAAAGAUCCAGCAAGUCAAUCAGAACAGCUUUGAGGAACACCUAGACUCUCUACAGAUGUUGGUUGCUGGGUUAGCAGGCCAUGGAGACAUUGAACAUGCUCAUGAGAUGGCCAACAAGGUGAAGCGUACAAGCAAGCAGCUUAUGGAGUGCCAGACAAUGGCCCAAACCUACAAUGCCAGAGAACGUCUGUUUGGACUUCCUGCCACGAACUAUGACCACGUACAGAAGCUGAUAAAAGACUUCCAACCUUUAAAAGACCUCUGGACCACCACCUCGGACUGGCUACGUUGGCACGAGAGCUGGCUCAAUGACCCACUGUCUUCCAUUGACCCUGAGCAGCUGGAGCGCAAUGUCUCAGAUGCUCACAGGACCAUGCAAAAAUGUAUUAAACAAUUCAAGGAGAUUCCUGACUGCCAGAUGGUGGCAAAUACUAUCUGCAGCAAGAUCGAGGACUUCCGUCCUCAUGUCCCUCUGCUUCAGGGUCUGAGGAACCCGGGAAUGAGAAGCCGCCACUGGGAGAUGUUGUCCGAACGCAUUAAGAUGACAGUCAAGCUGAAAGCCAACCUGACUUUCUCCCGCUGCCUAGAGCUUGGCCUGCAGAGCCACGUGGAGGAUAUAACUCAUGUAGCUGAAGUGGCUGCAAAAGAGUACAGCAUUGAGCAGGCCCUGGAGAAGAUGGAACAAGAUUGGGCAACAGUAGUUUUUGAUGUUGUGCCUUACAAGGAGACAGGCACCUACAUCCUAAAGAGUACAGAUGAAGUGUCCCAGUUGCUGGAUGACCAAAUUGUCAUGACACAGAGCAUGUCCUUCUCUCCCUUCAAGAAAGCUUUUGAGGGCCGCAUCACCACGUGGGAGAGCAAGCUCAGAAUGACUCAAGAUGUACUGGAGGAGUGGCUGAUCUGCCAGCGAACCUGGCUCUACUUGGAGCCCAUCUUUAGCUCUGAUGACAUCAACCAGCAGCUUCCUGUGGAAGGACAACGAUACCAGCAAAUGGAGCAAAUGUGGAGAACAGUCAUGAAAACGGCCUUUAAUAAUCCAAAGGUGAUUGUGCUGUGUCCAGAUGUACGUCUACGAGACAAACUGAAGAAGUGCAACACACUUCUGGAACAAGUACAGAAGGGUCUCACCGAGUAUUUGGAGACAAAACGACGGUCCUUUUCCAGGUUUUACUUCCUGUCUGACGAUGAGCUCCUGGAGAUUCUUUCCCAGACUAAAGAUCCCACUGCUGUUCAACCACACCUGCGCAAAUGCUUUGAGAACAUUGCUCAGCUUAAAUUCCAGUCAGAGCUACAGAUCACCCAUAUGUUGUCCGGAGAAGAGGAGGAGGUCAAGCUGUUCCUGCCAGUGAGGACGAGUGGAAAUGUGGAAGACUGGCUGAGGGAUGUGGAGAAGUCCAUGAAAGCCACAUUGAGGGAUAACAUUGAACGCUCACUCAAAGUCUACCCCGAGCAAUAUCGCACAGAGUGGGUGUUAUCGUGGCCUGGUCAAGUGGUGAUAGCUGGGUGUCAGGUGUUCUGGACCUCUGAGGUGUCUGAGGCUUUGGAGCAGGGAGACAUGGCCGACCGCCUUUAUCCCCAGCUGCAAAGACAGCUGGGUGACUUGGUGCAGUUGGUGAGAGGAGGUCUCUCGAAGAUGCAACGAGCCGUGCUUUCUGCCCUUAUUGUCAUAGAGGUCCAUGCUAAGGAGGUAGCAGCCAAGCUAGUGGAGCAAAAGGUUUCAAGUGUCAAUGACUUUGAGUGGAUCAGUCAGCUAAGGUAUUACUGGGCAAAAGAUAAUUUGUACAUCCGUGCGGUGAAUGCCGAGUUCUUGUAUGGAUACGAGUAUCUUGGUAACUCGGGACGUCUGGUCAUUACCCCUCUCACUGACAGAUGUUACCUGACCCUGACAGGAGCUCUACACCUUAAGUUUGGAGGAGCUCCUGCAGGCCCAGCAGGAACAGGAAAGACAGAGACCACCAAAGACCUUGGAAAGGCUCUUGCCAUUCAAACUGUGGUUUUCAAUUGCUCUGAUCAGCUAGACUUCAUUGCUAUGGGCAAGUUUCUGAAAGGACUGGCCAGUUCUGGUGCCUGGGCAUGCUUUGAUGAAUUUAAUCGUAUCGAUGUAGAGGUGCUGUCUGUGGUGGCACAACAGAUCACCACGAUACAAAAGGCCCAACAGCAAAGGUUGGAGCGGUUUCAGUUUGAGGGGACAGAGAUCCCUCUUGUCCCCUCGUGUGCUGUGUUCAUUACCAUGAAUCCUGGAUAUGCUGGCCGCACAGAACUACCUGACAAUCUCAAGGCUCUGUUUCGUCCUGUGGCCAUGAUGGUUCCCGACUAUGCUAUGAUAGCUGAGAUUUCCUUGUAUUCGUUUGGCUUCAGUGACGCCAAAGUCCUCUCUAAGAAGAUCACCGCCACUUUCAAGCUCUCUUCUGAACAGCUCAGCUCUCAGGAUCAUUAUGAUUUUGGUAUGAGAGCUGUGAAGACAGUGAUUUCAGCUGCUGGAAACCUCAAGAGAGAAAAUCCUGACAUGAAUGAGGAGUUGAUCUGCCUGCGGGCCAUACAAGACGUCAAUGUUCCCAAGUUCUUACAAGAUGACCUGAAGCUCUUCAACGGUAUAGUGUCAGAUCUUUUCCCUAACACAAAGCAGGAGCCAAUCAACUAUGGUGCACUUGACGAAUCCAUGCGCAAUGUGUGCACCAAGAGGAACCUCAAAGAUGUGGACGGGUUUAUUAGUAAGUGUAUUCAGCUGUAUGAGACGACUGUGGUGAGACAUGGUCUCAUGUUGGUGGGACCUUCUGGAUCUGGUAAAACCAAGUGUUAUGAGAUAUUGGCUGAAGCAAUGACAGCUUUGAAGGGCCAGCCCUCUGUGAGUGGUGGUGUGUAUGAGCAAGUUCAGAUAUCUGUCCUCAACCCUAAAUCUAUCACCAUGGGACAGCUGUAUGGGGAGUACGACUUGCUCACACACGAGUGGACAGAUGGUAUCCUUUCCUCUCUCAUACGUGGUGGGGUAGCAUCUAUGGACAAAGAUAAAAAGUGGUACAUGUUUGAUGGACCGGUGGAUGCUGUGUGGAUCGAGAACAUGAACACUGUGCUGGAUGACAACAAAAAACUGUGCCUCAGCUCUGGGGAAAUCAUUAAGCUCACUGAUGAGAUGACCAUGAUGUUUGAGGUGCAGGAUUUGGCGGUGGCUUCCCCCGCCACGGUGUCUCGCUGUGGUAUGGUUUACCUGGAACCCAGUAUUCUGGGCCUCAUCUCUUUUACAGAAUGCUGGUUGAGACGCCUCCCUAAACUCUUGAAACCAUACACAGAGCAGCUCAACUCCCUGUUUGAUCGAUUCCUGCAGGAUUCUAUCACAUUUGUCCACACAUCAGUAAAGGAGGUCAUCACAUCUCUAGACAGUAACCUUGCCUGUAGUCUGCUUAAACUAAUGGACUGCUUCUUCAAUCCUUUUGAUAUUAAACAGGAUCAAAGGCCACCACCUCAAAAGAAACUGGAGCGUGUGAAGGAGCUGAUUGAGCCCUGGUUCAUUUUUUCUCUGGUGUGGAGUGUAGGUGCCACAGGAGACGCAGCGAGCCGCCAGCGUUUCAGUACCUGGCUCAGAAACAAGAUGGCAGAGGAGAAGAUUCAAUUAUCUCUUCCAGAUGAGGGCCUAGUAUAUGACUACAGACUUGAUGAUGCAGGGAUUAGUACCUUGGAGGAUGAGGAUGAUGAAGAUGAGGAAAGACAAGUCCAGUGGGUCACCUGGAUGAAAUACACCAACAGUAUUGUAAUCACUCCAGAGACAAAUUAUGCUGACAUCCUCAUUCCCACUGUUGACACAGUGAGAAUGUCCUUCCUUAUUGAUAUGCUUUUAACCAAUAAGAAACCUGUGCUCUGUAUCGGGCCAACUGGAACCGGAAAGACCCUCACCAUGUCAGACAAGCUGCUGAAGAACAUGCCUGCUCAAUACGUCACACACUUCCUUGUCUUCUCUGCUCGCACCUCAGCCAACCAAACUCAAGACUACGUUGACAGUAAACUUGACAAAAGGCGGAAAGGUGUGUUUGGGCCUCCAAUUGGAAAGCACUUUAUCUUCUUUAUUGAUGAUCUUAACAUGCCAUUGUUGGAAACCUAUGGUGCCCAGCCUCCUAUUGAGCUGCUGCGUCAGUGCAUCGACCACGGAGGCUGGUAUGACAGGAAGCAGAUUGGUACUUUCAAGCACUUGGUGGACAUGAGUUUUGCCUGUGCCAUGGGACCUCCAGGUGGAGGCCGAAAUCCCGUCACCCAGCGCUUCACGCGCCACUUCAACUUCUUGUCCUUCACUGAAAUGGAGGACGCCAGCAAGAAGAGGAUUUUCUCCACCAUCCUCGGCAGUUGGAUGGGACCUGUGCCAGCCAUCCAGCCGCUGAAUGAUGCCCUUGUAGCUGCCACUAUCCAAGUCUACUCUACCAUUACCUCCCAACUUCUACCAACUCCGUCCAAGUCCCAUUACACCUUCAAUCUGAGAGACUUGUCUAAGGUCUUCCAGGGCAUCCUCAUGGCUGAGGCUGGGAUAAUACAGGACAAAUUGCAGCUGCUGCGGCUGUGGUACCACGAAAGCUGCCGGGUUUUCCAGGACCGCCUGGUGUGUGCUGAAGACAGGGACUGGUUCAACAGGCUCCUGACAGAUUGCAUUCAGGAGUUUGAUUGCAGGUUUGAAGAGGUAGUGUCAUGCCAACCUGUUCUCUAUGGGGAUUUCAUGAUUCCUGGAGCUGACCACAAAGUCUACACAAUCAUAGAAGACAAGGAAAAGGUGCUUAAAGUGAUGGAAGAAUACAUGGAAGACUACAACCAGACUAGCACCACCAAAAUGAAGCUGGUGCUCUUCAUGGAUGCCAUUGAGCAUGUGUGCCGCAUCAGCCGCAUCCUGCGUCAGCCCCUGGGCAAUGCCCUGCUGCUCGGAGUGGGCGGUAGUGGACGCCAGUCACUCACCAAGCUCGCUUCGCACAUGUCAGAAUAUGAGUGUUUCCAGAUUGAGCUGUCUAAAAACUAUGGUCAAACAGAGUGGAGGGAGGAUAUCAAAAGCAUCAUGCUGAAAGCUGGUCUCCAGAACCAGCCAAUCACCUUCCUCUUUGUAGACACACAGAUUAAAAGCGAGUCUUUCCUGGAGGAUAUCAACAACAUUUUGAACUCUGGGGAUGUUCCCAACCUGUAUGCAGCAGAUGAGCAGGAACGCAUCCUGACAGCAAUGAAGCCAGUCGUGCUGGAUCUGGGACAGCAGCCAACGAAAGCCAACCUCAUGGCUGCUUACAUCAGGAGGGUCCGCAACAACAUCCACACUGUGCUCUGCAUAAGUCCCAUUGGUGAGGUUUUUCGUGCACGGCUGAGGCAGUUUCCCUCGCUGGUGACGUGCUGCACCAUAGACUGGUUUAGCGCUUGGCCAGAGGAGGCUCUGCUGGCUGUGGCCACAUCUUUUCUUAAUGAGCUGCCUGAGCUUGAAGCCAGCCCCACAGCCAUGGAGGGACUGACAAUGAUGUGUGUGAAAAUCCACCAGCUGGUUGCCAAAAAGUGUGAAAAGUACCUGGCUGAGCUUUCCCGCCACAACUACGUCACACCAAAGAGCUACCUGGAGCUGCUCAAAAUCUUCUCAGCUCUCACUGGACGCAAGAAGAAGGAAUUGUGCAGUGCUCGUCAGCGCAUGAAGACUGGUCUGGACAAGCUCCUUAGCACAGCAGAGGAUGUGAGUAAAAUGCAAGAGGAGCUGGAAACAAUGCGACCCCUGUUGGAGGAGGCUGCUCGAGAAACUGAAGUCACCAUGGAGACCAUCAAAAAAGAUACGGUGGUUGCAGAGGAGACCCGGAAGUCAGUGAAAGCAGAAGAAGCCAAAGCUUCAGAGAAAGCCAGUUUUGCGGGGUCCAUCGCGGCAGAUGCCCAGAGAGACUUGGAUGAGGCUCUGCCGGCACUGGAUGCUGCCCUCACCAGCCUCAAGUCCCUUAAUAAGAAUGAUGUCACUGAGGUGCGAGCAAUGCAGCGACCUCCUCAGGGAGUGAGACUGGUUAUUGAAGCUGUGUGUAUUAUGAAGGGCAUCAAACCCAAAAAGAUACCCGGAGAGAAGCCUGGCACCAAGAUUGAUGACUACUGGGAUUCUGGAAAGGGUCUGUUACAGGAUCCUGGCAAGUUUCUUGACAGCCUAUUCAAUUAUGAUAAGGACAACAUCCCUGACAAUGUGAUCAGUUUAAUCCAGCCCUACAUAGAUAAUGAGGAGUUCCAACCAGCCUCCAUUGCCAAGGUCUCCAAGGCUUGUACAUCCAUUUGCCAGUGGGUGCGAGCAAUGCAUGUGUAUCACUUUGUGGCCAAGGGCGUAGAACCUAAAAGGCAAGCUCUCCAGGAGGCUCAGGAGGACUUAGCAGGAACCCAGCGUAUCCUGGAUGAUGCCAAAGCAAAGUUGGCCGAGGUGGAGGGUGGAGUUGCCACUUUACAGGCCAAGUAUCUGGAUUGUAAAGCUAAGAAAGAUGAGCUGGACCACAAGUAUCAACUGUGUGAGGCCCGACUCAUCCGAGCAGACAAGCUUAUUGGCGGACUGGCAGAUGAAAAAGUGCGUUGGAAGGAAACGGUACAACAUCUGGAUUACAUGAUUGACAAUGUAACGGGUGACGUGCUGCUGUCGGCAGCAUACAUAGCCUACCUGGGGCCCUUCACUGGAGAAUACAGGAUAGCCAUGGCAGAUGAAUGGCUGAAUUGUUUCAAAGAGCUAAAUGUUCCACACACUGACGGACCCAGCCUCAUUAGCACCCUCGGAGAUCCAGUCAAGAUCCGCUCCUGGCAGAUAUCAGGUUUGCCCAAGGAUAACCUUUCAGUGGAGAAUGGUGUGAUUGCCUUGUACUCUCUGCGCUGGGCUCUUUUCAUUGAUCCACAGGGACAAGCCAACAAGUGGAUCAAAAACAAGGAGCGGGACAAUGGAUUAGAGGUUAUGAAGCUCAGUGACCAAGAUUUCCUACGCAGUCUUGAGAACACCAUUCGCUUUGGUAAACCCUGUCUCUUGGAGAACGUAGGAGAGGAGCUGGAUCCUGCUCUGGAGCCUGUCCUGUUGCAGCAGACAUUUAAGCAGCAAGGGGGCACGGUGCUGAAACUGGGUGAAUCAGUCAUCCCCUACCAUGAAGACUUCAGGAUGUACAUCACGACCAAGCUGCCAAACCCACACUAUUCUCCUGAGGUCUCUACCAAAGUCACGCUCAUCAACUUCACCCUGUCACCCAGUGGUCUAGAGGAUCAGCUGCUGGGGCAGGUGGUCACUGAGGAGCGUCCAGACCUGGAGGAGGCUAAAAACCAACUGAUCGUCAGCAACGCCAAGAUGAAACAGGAGCUGAAAGAAAUUGAGGAUGAGAUCUUGUGCAGGCUCAGCUCCACGGAGGGAAACCCAGUGGACAACGAGGAGCUCAUCCAAGUGCUGGAGGCUUCCAAGGUCAAAGCUGGAGAGAUCAAGGCUAAAGUCAUGGCGGCGGAAAAGACCGAACAGGACAUUGAUGCCACCCGUCUGGAGUAUGUCGCCGUGGCUGGCCGUGCACAAAUCCUCUUCUUCUGUGUAUCUGACCUGUCUGGUGUUGACCCCAUGUACCAGUACUCUCUUGAGUGGUUCCUUGGUAUCUUCAUGGCUAGCAUUGCCAACUCUGAGAGAGCAGACACAGUGACGGAGAGAAUCAACAACGUCAAUGAGUUUUUCACCUUCAGCCUGUACAGCAAUGUGUGCCGCAGUUUGUUUGAGAAGCAUAAACUUAUGUUUGCCUUCCUUCUCUGCACUCGCAUCAUGAUGAAUGAGAACAAUAUUGACAUGGCUGAGUGGCGAUUCCUGCUAUCUGGAGGAACCCCUGCCCAGGAGAUGACCAACCCGGCAGUGAGCUGGCUUUCAGAGCGGGCAUGGCGGGACAUAGUGGCCCUCAGUGCUCUGGAUAACUUCAACAACCUGGCAGAGAGCUUCACCAAACAUCUGCAGGCUUUCAAGAGAAUGUUUGACAGCAAUCAGCCUCACAGGGAGAUGCUCCCAGAGCAGUGGGACACAGAGCUAGACUCCUUCCAGAAGCUGUUGAUCCUGCGCUGUCUGAGGCCUGACUGCGUCAUUCAAGGCCUGCAGGACUUUGUCUCAGCUCAGCUGGGACAGCACUUCAUAGAACCUCAGACAUCAGACCUGUCGGUGGUGUUUAAAGAGUCGUCUCCUUCCACUCCCCUUAUAUUUGUCCUUUCCCCGGGCACUGACCCCGCUGCAGACCUCUACAAGUUUGCUGACGUCAUGCAGUUCUCCAAGAAAAUGAAUGCAAUCUCUCUGGGCCAGGGCCAGGGUCCCUUGGCUGAAACUAUGAUGCAUGCUGCCAUGGAGAGAGGUCAGUGGGUCUUUUUCCAAAACUGUCACCUGGCCCCCAGCUGGAUGCCAUCAAUGGAGAGACUAAUCGAAAACAUUAAUCCAGCAAGGGUUCACAAGGAUUUCCGUCUGUGGCUCACAAGUCUCCCCAGCAACAAGUUCCCAGUGUCCAUUCUACAAAAUGGUUCCAAGAUGACCAUUGAGCCUCCUAGAGGCAUCAAGGCCAACCUACAGAAAACCUACCUGAGGCUGAAUAAUGAUUUCAUCUCCUCCUCCACCAAGAUGACAAACUUCAAGUCUUUGCUGCUGUCUCUGUGUCUCUUCCAUGGAAUUGUUUUGGAGCGAAGGAAGUUUGGCCCUUUGGGCUUCAACAUUCCUUACCAGUUCACAGACGGAGACCUGAACAUCUGCAUCAGCCAGCUCAAAAUGUUCCUGGACGAGUACCAGGACAUCCCAUACAAGGUGCUAAAAUACACUGCAGGGGAGAUCAACUAUGGCGGCCGCGUGACUGAUGAUUGGGACAGACGAUGUCUGCUCAGCGUGCUGGAAGACUUCUACUGUCCUGCAGUUCUUUCUGAUGAUCAUGUCUACUCCACAUCUGGAGUCUACCGGCAGAUAGACACAGAUCUGGAUAUCAAGGGUUACCUGACAUACAUUCGUGGCCUGCCCAUCAACGAUCCACCAGAGAUCUUUGGUCUCCAUGACAAUGCAAACAUCAGCUUUGCCCAAAACGAGACCUUCACCCUGCUGGAAACUGUGGUUCGCCUGCAGCCUCGGGGCAUGUCUGCUGGGGGAAAAACUCAAGAAGAGAUAGUGGAGGAGAAAGUGGCAGGCAUCUCUGAAAAGAUCCCUCAGCCUUUCAGUGUCCACGAAGUGAUGGAAAAAUACCCGGUCCUCUAUGAGGAGUCCAUGAACACCGUGCUCAUCCAGGAGGUCAUCAGAUAUAACAAGUUGCUGCUGGUCAUCUCUCAGAGUCUCAGUGACAUUGUGAAGGCUCUGAAGGGUUUAGUGGUGAUGUCAUCAGAACUGGAGCUCAUGGCCCAGAGCCUGUUCAGCAACACAGUCCCUGAUGUGUGGAAAUCCAAGGCUUACCCCUCCCUGAAGCCUCUGGCCUCCUGGGUGUCAGACCUGCUUCAGAGGAUCACUUUCCUGCAAAGAUGGAUCCGUGAUGGCAUUCCGCCUGUCUUCUGGAUCAGUGGCUUCUUUUUCCCACAGGCUUUUCUCACUGGAACCCUUCAGAAUUACGCCCGCCGCUACAGCGCCUCCAUCGACACCAUCGGUUUUGACUUUGAGGUGAUAGUGGCGUCCGUGUCAGAGAUAACAGAGAAACCAAACGUGGGCUGCUACGUCCAUGGUCUGUUUCUGGAGGGCGCUCACUGGGACAGUAGUGCAGUUCAGCUCAAAGAGUCCAAGCCCAAGGAGCUCCACACAAAAAUGGCCGUCAUCUGGCUGAUCCCCAAACCCAACCACAAGCCGUCGACCUCUGGGGUCUACGUCUGUCCCGUCUACAAGACCCUGACACGUGCUGGGACACUCUCCACCACCGGUCAUUCCACCAACUAUGUGAUGUCAGUGGAGCUGCCUACAGAUCACAGUCAGGGACACUGGAUCAAAAGGGGAGUCGCACUCAUAUGUGCACUGGACUACUGAACACACACAUAUGGUCCCAGCUCGCCUCACCUCGACUCCGCCACAGCACGGUUUAGGUCGGUUUUCCACUACUGCGGUGACUUAAUUUUACAUGCGACAAACACAAAUUAGUCACUCGUAAAGCUGUGGUUUUCAGUGUAACUGAGUCAUUAGAAUCAGUUAAUUAAAACUGUUUAUUCAGUACUUCCUCCAUGAGGUACCAGGUACUAUGCUAGUGGAAAUGCAACUUAACUGUGCCGUGCCGAGGUGAGCCGGUAAAAACACGCCAUUACUGUGUGUAUGCUUUAUCCUUCAUUUCACAGCUACGAUGACUGCUGGAAUAAAUUUUGUGCAAUAAUUCAAUCUCUUCAUAACCAUCUUUUCAAUUUUAUUCAAAUAUGUUGAUGAUAAUAACCUGGUUGAAAUGAUUCGGUGCUGGUGUUUUUUGAGAUUAAAAAAACCAAAACGUUA